Molecule: messenger RNA, 1807 nt
Organism: Chelonoidis abingdonii (Abingdon island giant tortoise)
Lineage: Eukaryota; Metazoa; Chordata; Testudines; Testudinidae
Gene: IP6K3
Product: inositol hexakisphosphate kinase 3
Biological process (GO): inositol phosphate biosynthetic process; phosphatidylinositol phosphate biosynthetic process
Cellular component (GO): cytoplasm; nucleus
Molecular function (GO): inositol hexakisphosphate kinase activity
Source: RefSeq, a predicted model, not a curated record
CCUUAAUACUGAUUGCGUUUGUGUUUUCUUUCUCCAUUCUUCGUGUAAUGCCCCCCCACCCCCCGUCUGCUGCCCACUUGCCUCAGCUGUUGGCUGUACAUAACCCACGCCUGGAAGGAAUUUCCAAUAAAGUCAGGUGACUCUCCCUGGAUGGCAGCUCACUUCCCUGCCCUCCCCAAGUCUAUGUACCGAGGCUGGGCUUUCGAACGUAGGCUGCAUCGAGGGAGCCAACUGGGCUGACCAGCACCCUGACAAACUGGGAUACAAAAUCUCACUGCUGGGGUAAAUGCCCUACCAGCCAGGCAGGCGCUGAUGGUUGGCAAAGACUUUCUCUAUGGCACGCUGAGAAGACAGAAGACCUAUACGUGGUAAAGCAGCAAAGAUCUAGGUUCCCCUGGGGCUGACAAACCCAAGCCCAUCUUCUGGUUGCUUCCCCGCAACAGACUCCAGUUCAUUGCACUAAAAAAAAAAGAGGACACUUCCGUCAAGGAGUGUGUUUUGCCUCAGCCCAAAUACGAGUUGGACCACUUGUCUCCGGACAGCAUGGUGGUGCAGAAUAAGCUGGACACGGGGGACCCCAGGAAAGCGGUCCUUUUGGAGCCAUUCAUCCAUCAGGUUGGGGGCCACAUGAGCGUGAUGAAAUAUGAUGAGCAUACCGUCUGCAAGCCCCUCAUCUCCCAGGAGCAGUGGUUCUACGAGUCGCUCCCCACAGCCAUUAAGCAGUUCACGCCUCAGUACAAAGGUAUCAUCUCGGUGUGCCUCAGAAAGGACAGCUUGGGCAACCUAGGCCUGAUAGCGAGCCCCAGCCUGCCGACUGACAACUGCAGUUCCUUGGAUAAGGAGCAUUCGGUGAUGCUAUGUCAGGAGAUCAAGCGGACGUCCACCACCAGCAGCGAGCGCUUGUUUGUCAGAUGGAGUCAGGCACCUUUCACAAAGACCAUCAAAGACAACUGUCCUGGGAAGGCGCUCCUGAGGACAGAACUUCAGUACCAUACGGACGUCUCUUCGCUCAUGGAGGAUACAAAUGGGAACCAGCCAGAAAGAAAGAGCUAUAACCCCUGGGGACUGCACUGCCACCAACUGCACCUGAACCGCAUGUCCUCCAAACUUGAUGAGAACAAACUACAUCAGUUUCUGUUGCUUGAAAACGUGGUGUCAAAGUAUCAAUAUCCCUGCAUUCUGGACUUAAAGAUGGGAACCAGGCAGCAUGGAGAUGAUGCAUCAGAAGAGAAGAAAGCACGCCACAUAAAGAAGUGUGAACAGAGCACUUCUGGGUCUCUUGGAGUUCGCAUCUGCGGAAUGCAGGUUUACCAAGCAGAUACUGGCCAAUUUCUCUGCAAAGACAAGUAUUAUGGAAGGAAACUAUUGCCCAAUGGCUUCAGACAAGCCCUCUACCAGUUCCUUCACAAUGGUAACUGCCUCAGAACAGACCUCUUGGAACCCAUUCUGUUACAGCUAAAGGCUCUGCUUUCAGUCAUCAAAACCCAGAGCUCCUAUCGAUUCUACUCCAGCUCCCUUCUCAUCAUCUAUGAUGGACAGGAAACCAAGGAGAAUAAAGAAAUUUUAGACAACCAUCCUCAGGGGUGUUUUCAGAACGUAAAUUGCGCCAUGCCGCAUGGGACUGGUCACCCCAAAGUUGACAUCCGCAUGAUAGAUUUUGCUCACACCACUUAUAAAGGUUCAAAGUAUAAUCACACCAUCUACGACGGGCCAGACAACGGCUAUAUUUUUGGUCUAGAAAAUCUUGUCAAAAUUCUUGAGAAUACUAGAGAAGGAGAAUGACAAAUGCUGUGACAUGGUGUGGACU